AUGGACCUAUCGUUCACGCGCAGAGAUUACGUGCACUUUUCCCGAGGACCCUAUGAGGCCGGGGGCCGCGGCGUGCACCGCAGAGAUGGCAGAGCAUCUCCAUCUCCCCUGCCCAGCCCGGCCCAGUCUUGGACCCAUCGUGGGCCCGUGGGCCCGUGGUUCCGCUUCGCGAGAAUCGUCCUGCUUGGACCCCCAGGUUGCAUCCUUGCGCUGCCGCCAACGUAUGCAACUGAGGCACCUGCAGGGGUUGAGGAGGAAAUUAGCUUGACCUAUGCCGUAACCGCCGCAGGACAGGUCCCGUCUUCCAAUACCACAUCCCUCCGGAGCCUUCGCCGCACGCUCCCUGACGACGCCCCUUCCAGAUCUUCUUCCAAGACCACGCCCCUCGUGUUCCCGCCGGGGCCCGACCACGCCUCCAGCCACGCCCCUCCGCGUGGUUUCGGCUGCGAGCCCCCAGCACCUCCCCGCCCCGCCAACCACCCGCACGACCCUGGGCGCCCCCGCCGUGCCCGCCCGGGCCUCAGCCUCCCGGGGCAGGACGCGUGCUCGCUGUCCUCGCAGCUCCUCCGGCCCCCGAGUUUGGGACCCCGGCCCGAGUGCUUGUCCGCUUGGAGGCCCGCGAGCUGCAGCCGCGGCCGGAAGGUGCCGCCCAUCCUGCCGAAGGCUGGCUUGCUCGCCGCCCCGGGCAAACAAAGCUGGGCCUCCCGAGGAGGUGGAAGAAAACCCACUCUUCGGGGACCGAGACGCCGUUCGCACGUGGCCCCCCGCAGCCGCGUCCCUCCGUGUGUCCCGCUGGCUGCGCCGCAGCCUUCGAGCGGCCUGGACCUGAGCUGCGGGGACACUCCGGGGAGCCCCUGCACCCCGGCCUCCCCCACCUGCCCGGCUGCCAUCCUCCGACUUCGGCCUUGUCGUUACCUCGGGCUCAGCUUCUGCUGGGAACUGCGAGAAAGGAUGACCAGGCGGCCCCCAGUUCCCUGGUCAAGCCGAGGCGCGUCGUUCCGGGACGCUCCGGAGGGAAGGGGCGGGGCUGAGCGCUUGGCCAGAUGUCGGGACCAGGAGUUGGGGGGUCAGGUGCGAUAGCAGCCACUGCCCCCCUCCUUCCCAGGCCCACAUUCCGUGGCCCCGUGGGAGAGACAGCGCCACACGGUGACCUCUGAAUGAAAGCCUCCGCUGGACCCAGGA
Ailuropoda melanoleuca (giant panda) is the source of this 1182-nucleotide messenger RNA. RefSeq names its product MAGE-like protein 2. The record is from RefSeq and is a predicted model, not a curated record. NCBI's taxonomy places the organism in Eukaryota, Metazoa, Chordata, Mammalia, Carnivora, Ursidae. The transcript has 4 exons. The coding region runs from base 1 to 1080 and encodes 359 amino acids.